GGGUCUACAAGCCGUGCGCGCGCACAUACGCACGGAGCGACGCGUACGUCCACCUGCCUGCCUUACAGGGCACCUAGGAGGGACCCCUUCCUGGCCCAUCCGCGCCGCGCAGGCGCACGGCCACGCAGCGCCUAGACGCCCGACCCGAGCGUCCCGUCUCCUAGUAGCCAGCUGCUAGCCCCCUUUUCCACGAUUCAUUUCUUAAUCCCUGCCUGAGGCUGCCGCACCUGGAUGGAACGCGCAUGCGCAAGGCUGUCUCUCGCAGCCUCGCCUUCCCUCAGCUUGGAACACCUGCUGCGUCGCGGCGGUGGCUUUGUGCCACUUUUCCCAGGGCUUGGGCAUCAUUCUGGACCCAUGUUCUGUGAACCGGUUACUCUCAGAGCUGCUUUCGGGCGCAGCUCCUGCUGCAGCCAGGACCCGUUUCGAGAGAGCCUUCCAGGUCCAGCCCUCCCGCUGCAGCCGGCAGGGAGCAAGCCGGCCUGUCCCGAUGACAUAGACACUAGGUUUUUACAGCAAUUCUCUGAUGACCUUGAUAUAGUAGAACGCUGUGUAUUUCAAGAGUAAGCUCUCGUUUGAGGAGACUGACAAUUCCUGUUUUCGCCAGAUUUCUUCUUGAAUGGCAACCUAAAUGCCAGUCCAAAGAGGCCCCCAAUAGACUUGUUCAGCCUUCAUGUCCUCAACUCUGGGGAAGUUAAGUAAUCAAGUUGAAGAAACGCUUCCACUACUUAAAAAGCCUCUAAAGAGAGCAAUCACUACACUUAUGGCUGGGAUUUUGCGCUUAGUAGUUCAGAGGCCCCCAGGCAGAUUACAGACUGUGACAAAAGGUGUGGAGUCUCUUAUUUGUACAGAUUGGAUUCGUCACAAAUUCACCAGAUCAAGAAUUCCAGAAAAAGUGUUUCAGGCCUCACCUGAAGAUCAUGAAAAAUAUGGUGGGGAUCCACAGAACCCUCAUAAACUGCAUAUUGUUACCAGAAUAAAAAGUACAAAAAGACGUCCAUAUUGGGAAAAAGAUAUAAUAAAGAUGCUUGGAUUAGAAAAAGCACAUACCCCUCAAGUUCACAAGAAUAUCCCUUCAGUGAAUGCAAAAUUGAAAGUUGUUAAGCAUUUGAUAAGAAUCAAGCCCUUGAAGUUGCCACAAGGACUUCCAACAGAGGAGAACAUGUCUAACACAUGCCUCAAAAGCACUGGGGAGUUAGUAGUGCAGUGGCAUCUGAAACCUGUGGAGCAGAAAGCACAUGAGUCCUAAUGCCCCAGCAGCUUCCGGUUGGAGAAUGCAAAUUGUUUUUAUUUAAAGAUGGUGAGAAAGUGUUUUCAUUAAAAUAUGUUUUCAAAACCAUUUUCAGGCCCGGCACGGUGGCUCACCUGUAAUCCCAGCACUUUGGGAGGCCGAGGUGGGUGGAUCACCUGAGGUCAGGAGUUCGAGACCAGCCUGACCAACAUGGAGAAACCCCCAUCUCUAUUGAUAAUACAAAAUUAGCCAGGCGUGGUGGCACAUGCCUGUAAUCCCAGCUACUCAGGAGGCUGAAGCAGGAGAAUCACUUAAACCCGGGAGGCGGAGGUUGCGGUGAGCUGAGAUGGUACCACUGCACUCCAGCCUAGAUGAUAGGAUGAGACUCCAUCUCAGGGGAAAAAAAAAAUUUUUUUUUCACUGACUAAACCUGCUGCAGCUCUUUUUUACUACAGACUUGGAGACUUUAGUUUAAUUUGGCUUAAUUCUCUGUCCUUUCCCUUUCACUGUUUCACUCCAAAAUGGGUAAGAAUGGCAUUGUUUGAACAUCUACGUUUGGGUCUACUGACACCUUAGCAAGCCUCAUUAACCAUUUUAUAAAAAUUGCGUUAUUGUUGUUGUUGUUGUUUUUGAGACAAGGUCUUGCCCUGUCGCCCAAGCUGGAAUACAGUGGCAUGAUUUCAGUUCACUGCAGCCUCGACCUCCCAGGCUCAAGUGAUCCUCCCACCUCAGCCUCCAGAGUAGCUAGGACUACAGGCAGUGUGCCACCACACCCAGCUAAUUUUUAAAAGCUUUUUCAUAGAGACAGGGACUCACUAUGUUGUCCAAGCUGGUCUCAAAUUCCUGGGUUCAAGCCAUUCUCCCGCCUCAGCCUCCCAAAAUGCUGGGAUUACAGGCAUGAGCCACUGUACCCAGCCAAAAUUGUUUUCUUUUUUAAGUGAAUUCAACAAUUUCUGUGAGUGGCUCUUUGCAUGAACACUGCAAUGUGUUGGAGAAAUCCAAAGCUGACCAAAACAUAGUCCCCACCUUUUGGAGCUUACAGUCUGUUCUGGGGAACAGAGAUUCAGCCAAAGUCAAGGAACACUGGAUGCCAGCUAGAUUAUCUGUUUUGUGUUUUAGUGUCUAUAAGUACAUAUGUGGAUAUGGGUUCAUUUUAUCCCUAAAUUUAGUACCAAACCAGCAUUUAAUAUCUAAUUAUAAAUCUAAUUUGGCCUAAACUUUAUUAUUGCACACUGCCUGAACAAAACAUAUUUGUCUCUAUGUAAAUUUUUUCCUCAUGGAACAAGGGUGUGAAAUGAAAAUAUUUUAGAAUUUAUUCAAAAACAGACUAUUCUGUUUUCAGCUUCAUAAUUGUUCUUUGAAUCCUAAGGAACCUCUGUCAACAGUUGAGGUUGCUAUUGAAAAGAAAAAAGAAGGAGGCAGAAAUCUCUCAGGGAGAAUUAUUUCCUUUUUUUCUAUUUCAGAUACCUGGAGGGGUGGGGAGAAGUAAGAAUUGUAAGGGAGGUUCAAUAGUGGGGAAUUCUGUGACAGCUGAUUGAAGAUGAUGAUGAAGAACCUCUGCAUUCUAGUUACCCUUUGUUUUCCUUUGCCUCUUGUAAAAUUUGGCUUGGCAACAAUUACAUUGUCAUGUUUAUUGUCCCAAUAUCCAUCCUGUUGUAGAUCUUAAUGUUUUUGAUCAUUGCAUUAAAGCAGAAGUGCCACCCACAGUGAAACCAGAUCCCAUUAAUAAAUAAGCUUAAAGGCAAUUGCAGUUGUAAUUCCAUAGUUAUUGAAUAUCCAGUGUGUGUAACGCCUGGAGGGGAGCCAAAGGACACUAACUUCUAAGAGCUCCGUCUAGUUGGAGAGAAAUCUGUGUGCCACAACAUACCGUGUCCUUGCCUAUGUGGAGUUGAAGACGUCUGUGAAAAUAAAAGCAGCCUCUGCUAAUUUAGUGCCA
Molecule: messenger RNA, 3164 nt
Organism: Symphalangus syndactylus (siamang)
Lineage: Eukaryota; Metazoa; Chordata; Mammalia; Primates; Hylobatidae
Gene: MRPL30
Product: mitochondrial ribosomal protein L30
Biological process (GO): translation
Cellular component (GO): mitochondrion; large ribosomal subunit
Molecular function (GO): structural constituent of ribosome
Source: RefSeq, a predicted model, not a curated record